Phodopus roborovskii (desert hamster) is the source of this 1259-nucleotide messenger RNA. It is a transcript of the gene Ldhal6b, whose product is annotated as lactate dehydrogenase A like 6B. The transcript has a single exon. The coding region runs from base 36 to 1184 and encodes 382 amino acids. The record is from RefSeq and is a predicted model, not a curated record. Gene Ontology annotation, biological process: carboxylic acid metabolic process. Gene Ontology annotation, molecular function: L-lactate dehydrogenase (NAD+) activity. Gene Ontology annotation, cellular component: cytoplasm. Lineage: Eukaryota; Metazoa; Chordata; Mammalia; Rodentia; Cricetidae.
CACCAGGUUCACCUCCUCCACCUGUGUGAGAAGCCAUGGCCUGGGUUGCAGGCAUCCUGCGAGCCAGCAAAAGAGUAGGUGCAGCCGGAGUGGAUAUCGGGGUCCUGAGCGUAGCUCCGCGGCUCAGUCCGGCGCUGCGUGUCUCCCUCAACCGGACCUGGUGGAGCGUUACUCCCGCGUCCACCAUGGCGACCGUGAAGGGUGAACUUAUCGAGCACAUCAGCUCCGAACAGCCCGUUUUCCACAACAAGGUCUCCAUCAUAGGAACUGGGUCAGUCGGCAUGGCCUGUGCCAUCAGCAUCAUAGCUAAAGGCUUGACUGAUCAGCUGGCCCUUGUUGACAGUAAUGAAGAAAAAAUGAAGGGUGAGACGAUGGAUCUCCAGCACGGCAGUGUCUUCAUGAAAAUGCCAAACAUUGUUUGCAGCAAAGAUUUCCACGUCACCGCCAACUCAGAGGUAGUGGUUAUCACAGCAGGUGCACGCCAGGCAAAAGACGAAACACGCCUGAAUUUAAUCCAGAGAAAUGUAGCCAUCUUUAAGGUGAUGAUUGCCGAUAUUAUCAAGCACAGCCCCCGUUGCAAAAUGAUUAUUGUCUCCAAUCCAGUGGAUAUCUUAACUUAUAUCACCUGGAAAUUGAGCGGGUUUCCCAAAAACCGUAUUAUUGGGAGUGGCUGUAACCUAGACACUGCUCGUUUCCGUUACAUGCUUGGGGAGAGGCUUGGGAUCCACUCGGAAAGCUGCCACGGGUGGGUCCUCGGAGAGCACGGAGACUCAAGUGUGCCAGUGUGGAGUGGGGUCAACAUCGCCGGGGUGCCUCUGAAAGACCUGAACUCCGCUAUAGGAACCAGCAAAGACCCCGAGCACUGGGGAAAUAUCCACAAGGACGUGAUCGCCAGCGCCUAUAACAUCAUCAAGAUGAAGGGCUACACGUCCUGGGCCAUCGGCCUGUCUGUGGCUGACAUUGCCGAGAGCAUCCUGAAGAACCUCAGGAAGACGCAUCCCGUUUCCACCAAAAUCAAAGGUCUCUACGGAAUAAAAGAGGAGGUGUUCCUCAGCGUGCCCUGUAUCCUGGGAGAGAACGGCAUCUCUGAUAUCAUAAAGGUAAAGCUGAGCCCUGCAGAGGAAGCCCAGAUGAUAAAGAGUGCAGAAACGCUUUGGAAAAUUCAGAAAGACAUCAAGUUUUAAGCCUUUCUUCUAAAGAUACUGAAGACAACAGACAAAGUCCAUGCCGAUGUGGGGGGAGAAUGGGAGUCCUGAAGG